Molecule: messenger RNA, 471 nt
Organism: Ilyonectria robusta
Lineage: Eukaryota; Fungi; Ascomycota; Sordariomycetes; Hypocreales; Nectriaceae
Exons: 1
Coding region: 1-471 (156 amino acids)
Source: RefSeq, a predicted model, not a curated record
AUGGCCGACUUACAGGAUAUCGGGUCUCUCCUGAGGAGACUGCAACUUCUCGAAGACAAGGAUGCUCUCGCCACUCUACUGAAUCGCUACUGCAACACAGCCGAUGAUCACAAAUGGGACGAGUUCGCCAAUUGCUUCAUCCCCGACGGCGUGCUCGGGUUCGAGAAAUGGGGUGAUGUUGUGGGACGAGACAAAAUCGCAGCCAUCGCUGGCAACGCCGAGGACCGAUUCCAGGGAUUGCAGCACUCCAUGACCAACAUGAACUUCACUGUCAAUGGCGACGAGGCCAGCGGCACUUGUUAUCUCUGGUUCGCCGCUACUAUGGACACGUCCAAGCCACACGAGUACCACGCUUUUGGCGGCCCCUAUAAAUUCAACUUCAAGCGCACCCCGGAGGGCUGGCGAAUUUCGCGAAUGCAGCUCAAGAAGAUUUGGGCCCAGAACGAGGAUACGCAAAAGGUUUUUGGCUAG